AUGGAGAAGACGACGACUCCUCCUCGGUCAAGUGGGUCCCACCGUACGACGGCGAGAAGAGAAGACUGGUGGACCGAAGACGCGACGGCGACGCUGGUCGAAGCUUGGGGAAAUCGUUGCUUCAAGCUCAAUUGGGGAAAUUUCCGGCGAAAUGACUGGAAAGAAGUCGCCGGCGCCGUUAACUCGAGACAUUGUAACGGUCGUCGGAAAACGGAAGCACAGUGUAAGAACCGGGUCGAGACGUUGAAGAAGAAGUACAAGACUGAGAAAGAUAAACUCUCUCCGUCGACUUGGCGCUUCUUUGACCGUCUCGACGUCUUGAUCGGACCGGUAAUGAAGAAAUCUGCAACCGGAGUUGUCAAAUCAGGGUUUAUGAACCCUAAUCUGAAUUUAACCGGUUCGACGUUUAUGGAUGAUGAUGAUGAGGUGGAAGUGAGGGAAGGGUCGAUGUUUAGGGAGUUAGCUAUGGCGAUUGUGAAGUUUGGGGAAGUUUAUGAGAGAAUCGAAAGUAGGAAGCAGAAGAUGAUGAUUGAAUUGGAGAAGGAAAGAAUGGAAGUUGUAAAGGAAGUAGAGUUACAAAGAAUGAAUUUGUUGAUGGAGAUGCAAUUAGAGAUGGAGAAAUCAAAGCGAGGUGGUUCAGGUAUUAAACUCUAUGUUCUUGUAGUUGUAGAGCCUUGUGGUUUUGCUUAG
Molecule: messenger RNA, 690 nt
Organism: Arabis nemorensis
Lineage: Eukaryota; Viridiplantae; Streptophyta; Magnoliopsida; Brassicales; Brassicaceae
Source: the annotation of a GenBank genome assembly